This is a messenger RNA of Funneliformis mosseae, 450 nucleotides long. NCBI's taxonomy places the organism in Eukaryota, Fungi, Glomeromycota, Glomeromycetes, Glomerales, Glomeraceae. The record is from the annotation of a GenBank genome assembly.
AUGUCUAAUGCGGAUUAUAAUCAAUUGUUACUUUCUACUGAGCACCUUGAGAACAUGUCUCAAAUAAUUGAGAAUUCAUACAGACCAAAUUUCCCACCUGAUAUCAGGAUUGAAGAAUAUGUAACAAGAUUUGAUAAAACAAAAAAAAUCAGCGAAUUUCGCGGGAACGCAUUUAUUGUAUAUCGAAAGUAUUUAUGUCGAUAUCUAGUAAGAUCCGGAAAAAAAUUAGAUCAAAAACUAAUUUCCCCCUUGGCAGGUUAUUUAUGGAAAACAGAAUCAAAAGAAGUGAAGCAACGGUAUAAGGAUUAUUCUGAACAAAUUAAAAAACUUUACAAAGAACAAAUGUUUGGUGUUAUUAAAAUCAAUAAACGUCAGUAUCCCCCAGACGACGAUGAUGACCAACCGCAAAAUCAUAAGCGUCGUAUAACAACCAUCGAGGGUCAAACCUAG